Molecule: messenger RNA, 1482 nt
Organism: Anoplopoma fimbria (sablefish)
Lineage: Eukaryota; Metazoa; Chordata; Actinopteri; Perciformes; Anoplopomatidae
Product: retinal Mueller cells isomerohydrolase-like
Exons: 12
Coding region: 16-1482 (488 amino acids)
Biological process (GO): zeaxanthin biosynthetic process; retinal metabolic process
Molecular function (GO): all-trans-retinyl-ester hydrolase, 11-cis retinol forming activity; beta-carotene 15,15'-dioxygenase activity; retinol isomerase activity
Source: RefSeq, a predicted model, not a curated record
GGCAGUCUUCUCAGGAUGGGCCCAGGUCUUUUCGAGGUGGGAGGUGAACCUUUCCACCACAUGUUUGAUGGACAGGCUCUCAUACACAAGUUUGACCUGAAGAACAGUCAGGUGACCUACUACAGGAAGUUUAUCAGGACGGAUGCGUAUGUUCGUGCCAUGACGGAGAACAGAGUCGUCAUCACGGAGUUUGGAACAGCAGCCUACCCAGACCCCUGCAAGAACAUCUUCUCCCGAUUCUUUACUUACUUCAGAGGCAUUGAGGUGACUGAUAACUGCCUCGUGAACAUCUGUCCAAUCGGUGAGGACUUCUAUGCAGUCACAGAGACCAAUUACAUCACAAAGGUUGAUCCUGAAUCGUUGGAGACUAUAAAGAAGGUGGACCUGUGUAAGUACCUCUCAGUGAAUGGGGUGACUGCCCACCCCCACACUGACGCAGAUGGUACAGUCUAUAACAUCGGCAAUUGCUUUGGCAAGAACAUGAGUCUGGCUUACAACAUCGUCAAGAUCCCCCCUACUCAGAAAGAUAAGUCAGAUCCCCUUGAGAAAUCCCAGGUCGUCAUUCAACUACCCAGCAGUGAGAGGUUGAAACCCUCCUACGUACACAGUUUCGGUUUGACAGACAACUAUUUUGUGUUUGUGGAGCAGCCGGUGAAGAUCAACCUGUUCAAGUUCCUGUCGGCUUGGGCCGUCAGAGGAGCCACAUACAUGGACUGCUUUGAAUCCAACGACAGCUUGGGGACGUGGUUCCACUUGGCCACUAAGGACCCAGCAAAUUAUCUGAGCAGCCACAAGUUCAGAACGUCAGCUUUCAACAUCUUUCACCAUAUCAACGCCUAUGAGGAGGAGGGAUUCAUCGUGGUCGACCUCUGCACGUGGAAAGGUCAUGACUUUGUGUAUGAAUACCUGUACCUGGCCAACAUAAAGGAAGAGUGGGAGGAAGUGAAGAAAGCAGCGAUGAGAGCUCCUCAGCCUGAGGUCAGAAGAUACGUACUGCCACUGGAUAUACACAAGGAGGAGCAAGGAAAGAAUCUGGUGUCUCUGUCCUACACUACAGCAACUGCUGUUCUUCGCAGCGACGGCACUGUCUGGCUCGAACCUGAAGUCCUCUUUUCUGGACCAAGACAGGCCUUUGAGUUUCCACAGAUUAACUACUCUCUGUGUCGUGGGAAGAAGUAUUCCUUCGCCUACGGUCUGGGACUAAACCACUUCAUUCCUGACAGGAUAGUCAAGCUGAACGUACAGACCAAAGAGACCUGGGUGUGGCAGGAGGAAGAGUGCUACCCAUCAGAGCCGAUGUUUGUACCAACACCCGGAGCCACAGAGGAGGAUGAUGGUGUGCUGCUGAGCAUUGUGGUAAAGCCGGGUGCAGAGAGACCAGGCUUCCUGCUGGUGCUGGAUGCCAUGAAACUAGUAGAGCUGGCCAGGGCCGAGGUCAACACCAUCAUCCCAGUGACCUUCCAUGGCGUUUACAAACCAUGA